This is a messenger RNA of Talaromyces marneffei, 1893 nucleotides long. RefSeq lists its product as uncharacterized. Gene Ontology annotation, cellular component: cytoplasm; nucleus. Gene Ontology annotation, molecular function: RNA binding; pseudouridine synthase activity. Gene Ontology annotation, biological process: tRNA pseudouridine synthesis; mRNA pseudouridine synthesis. Lineage: Eukaryota; Fungi; Ascomycota; Eurotiomycetes; Eurotiales; Trichocomaceae. The record is from RefSeq and is a predicted model, not a curated record. The transcript has a single exon. Bases 1 to 1893 code for a protein of 630 amino acids.
AUGCCCACCACGCAAUCACCAGAAUCGGGUCCUCCUCAAGGUCAGGAUUACUCAACAUGGAGUACCUCCAGCCUUGUCGAACGUAUCAUGGAACUAGAGCGUCAGUUGAAUGCUCAGACAAACGAAUUCGGCACUGUCCCGCAAGCAAAACCCGAAACUGCUGAAGCUACAGUUACGGCGACAUCCAAGCUUCAAGUUCAAGCUGCUAUCCCCCCCGCAGCUCCGAGCCCAGAGGGCAUCAACACGCCAAAGAAACAACCCCGGGAAAUGGACCACACCAAAUAUCAUACCCGCCAUAUUGCGCUCAAGUUCGCCUAUCUCGGCCAACGCUACAAUGGAUUUGAGCAUGCGAAUGGAAACGCAACUCCAUUGCCCACUAUUGAGGAGGAAAUAUGGAAGGCGCUACGCAAAACGCGCUUGAUCUUUCCAACGACGACGUCCCCGAUGGAGUUGAGUCUUGAUAGACAUGAUAGAACGCAACCGUUUGAUUUGAGUUGGGACGGUUGUCAAUACUCUAAAUGUGGUCGGACGGAUAGAGGCGUUAGCGCUUUUGGACAAGUUAUUGGUAUCAGGGUUCGAAGUGCUCGGCCCAAGCGGAAAGUUGAGACUGCUACUAGUACGAAUGUUACGACGACUACUACUGGGGAAGAGACUACUUUGCAGCCGGUCGAUGUGGAGACAUCAGUCAUCGAUUCUACGAAGGACAAUGUCGAACCAAAUCUAGAUGUUGAGGUUCAACCACUGGACGAAAUCGAAGAAGAUGAUGGUUGGGAUGACAUACGGGACGAACUACCCUAUAUACAAGUAUUAAACGGUGUCUUGCCGCAAGAUAUCCGCAUUCUAGCAUGGUGUCCCAAUCCAGGCCCAGACUUUGAUGCCCGCUUCUCGUGCCGCGAGCGACAGUAUAGAUAUUUCUUCACACAGCCAGCGUUCAACCCCAUAGCAGGAGAACUCGGAUUCCUUCGCAGUGCUGCACAUCAUCGCGGUAUAGCUAAGAAAGAGCUUAGGGACGGCUGGCUGGAUAUUGAAGCUAUGCGCGAAGCCUGCAAGCACUAUGUCGGAAGGCAUGAUUUUCGAAAUUUCUGUCGUGUCGAUACGAGCAAACAGAUCGAGAAUUUUGAGCGCAUAAUUUACCGGGCAAGCAUAGAUUUGGUUGACCCUAGAACGAAUCCCCUCGGUUACGUUGGGUCAAAGGAUUUUCAACCUACGAGGAAUCCUGUUGACAUGCCAAACGGAAGCAAUGUAAACGAAGAACAACCUUCGACACCAUUGGUGUAUACAUUCACCCUCCACGGAUCAGCAUUCUUGUGGCAUCAAGUGCGUCAUAUGGUUGCGGUUCUUUUCUUGGUUGGUCAAGGUGUUGAAAGUCCGUCCAUCGUUCCCGAAUUGUUGGAUAUUUCCAAAAAUCCGUGUAAACCCACGUACGAGAUGGCAUCUGAUGCGCCGCUUGUUCUAUGGGAUUGCAUAUUUCCAGACGAGGAGAGCGGUAGUAGAGAAGAUUCAUUGAAUUGGAUUUAUUGCGGCGACCCUCGUCAAGGGAACCCGUCAUCGGGCAAAGGUGACGGCAAAUUCGGCUUCGGUGGCCUCAUGGACACGCUUUGGCAAACUUGGAGACAUCGUAAGAUGGACGAGAUUCUUGCAGGAUCAUUGCUUGAUUUAGCAGCCGGUCAAGGCAGUCCUAGUUUCAUCCAGAAUGAACCGCCAGCGAAGCCUUUCAAGAGCCAAAAAAUCUUCUUUGGAGGGGAUGAAGGAAAAUUGGGCGGAGCGUAUGUCCCUGUUAUGCAGAAGCGCAAGACGGCAACGGUAGAGGUGCAGAAUGCCAGGUAUCUUGCCAGUCGUGAGCGAAGAGCAGAGAGGUUAAAGCUUGAAGCAGAGAAGGCAUCCGACCUAUAA